Molecule: messenger RNA, 1405 nt
Organism: Baudoinia panamericana UAMH 10762
Lineage: Eukaryota; Fungi; Ascomycota; Dothideomycetes; Mycosphaerellales; Teratosphaeriaceae
Exons: 2
Coding region: 210-1283 (357 amino acids)
Source: RefSeq, a predicted model, not a curated record
AGGUCAGACUUCGUUUCUGUCCCAAAGCAUGUUCAAGAUCGAUCCAUGCCCUGCAACUGGCCUUUGCAUAUCGUAGCGACUUUUCAUGGUUCGGAUCACGACAUGCCGCUGGACGUAGCAAAAUGAAGGUUCCCAGACUUUGACUCGGUUUCUUCGAUGAACAUGAGCUUUGGUGCGCUGCUGCGCUGAAGAGUUUCGAUGGAUACAACAUGGCUGAGAAUAUCCUGAUUUGUCUUGAGGCGCUGCUGCAAGAAGUGCCAAUGUGGAUUGCGGAUUUGGACAGCAUCCUGCAGCAGUCUAAAGCCAAACAGACGGAGCUGCUUAUUGAACGUCAACCAGUGGUUACCUCAUCCGAAGAGCGGUCGACAAGCAAGCACUCUCGAUCUUCAUCUCUGCGGUCUCGGCGAAGUCAGCAGAGAGUUGCGAAGCAGACUGCUGAGGAGCAAACGCAGGGUGUAGCACCGUUGCUCAGACCACAGCUACCGCAUCUCACGGACUCAGAUGCUUUGCGACUCUCGCAACGGAAGAGGAAGACAGCAUCAGUACUCUCGGACCAUUACUCCUCUCCAACGAAGUACCGGUCCAGAGGAAUGGUAGUGGUUUAUUACGACGGAGACACUCAGAAGCGGUUCGAAGCACUGGUGCGGGCCAUCAGUGUACGGCGCAAUGCUAUAAGGAAGGAAGGCAUGGGCCCCAAAGGCAACACCUGGUCGUGGGUCGGAUCGAGCAGCAGCGGCACAAGCAGCAAUGGCGAAAAGGACAUAGACGCUGAGCUCUCGCGGAUCGCGUACGACUCUCCAGUCCGCAAAGAAAGGCUUGCCGACGGCAAAGGUGACGGCAGCAAGAUGCUCGACAAAAUCGGUGUCCACUUGGAGAAGGCUCAGAUGCUGUGCGAGCGAGCUGCCCAUCAGGUCUUACGUGAUGGCGACUGUGCUUUUGAGCUCAAUCAGGCCAAAGAACACUUCGCCGGUGCCGUGGGCGUCGCUGAACAGGGACUGUUGAAAGUCAAGAAGACGACAGCCAUCCCUGACGGGGAUGCUGGGGAGCGAAAGGAUGAAGCGCCACUCAAAGUACGAGCGAAGGAUGAGAAGAGAGGUCAAGAUCCUGCCAUCGUUGUUACCUCCACUGCGUUCGAGACUCCGCCGCCACUGCCGGUAGAGAUUCGCCUCGAGUCAGAGUCAGAUCUUGAAGUGGACGACAGUGAAGGCGAGGCUGACUUUGCUGUGGAUACAACGCAACUUGGGAGGUAUCAAAUGAGAAGCACGGGUUUGAUGGCACAUUGAACAUCGCCUCGGGCUCUGAAUGUUUUAUUUUGCGUUCAAGCGUAGCUAUGGGCAACUCACUCCCUGCCAUUACACUCUGGCACUAUGGCAAGCAAUGUCACGUUCCCACGCGUAACUCAGCG